AGCAUAUGGGUGAUAACAAUCAAUGGUAAAAGGUACAAGGGACCACUCGCACUCAACGACUAUCUUCAUUUUCUUCCGGCGAACGUUUCAAUAAACGCCGUGUAUCAACGACCAUCAGAAGAAAUUGUGAUGUUCGCGAAUAAUAAAAUUUACAUGGUAGAUUAUCCGAGUUUUCAAUUGAAAAAUGGUUGGCCGAAAACGUAUUCCGACCUGAACUUUCCCGCAGAAAUGCGCGUUAACGCAGCAUUAGUCACCAACCGAGGACAAACGUACGUGAUCUUCGAUGGCGACAGCGUAGCGUUAAUGAAUGAAUGCGACAUGACUAUUCGCGAAUAUCACUCGUUAAAAGCGAUAUUUCCGGGAAUACCAUCAUCUCCGACUGCAGCCUACCGAUAUAUCGACGGUUCUCUUCAUUUUCUACAAAAACGUCAAUAUUACAAAUUCAACGAGUUCACCCAAACAGUAACGAAUGCCGAUAAUUUCGACAUGAACAUACUCAACGUAAAUUGUCCUACAGACGGACUGCUGAGACAAUUGCAAGAUCUUCUUAAUCGACUGCUUCAAUCAAAUAAUUUACUCGAAUACACCACAGAGGAUGCAUUGGACGAUUAG
Molecule: messenger RNA, 612 nt
Organism: Cyphomyrmex costatus
Lineage: Eukaryota; Metazoa; Arthropoda; Insecta; Hymenoptera; Formicidae
Product: matrix metalloproteinase-19
Exons: 1
Source: RefSeq, a predicted model, not a curated record